Ostrea edulis (European flat oyster) is the source of this 558-nucleotide messenger RNA. RefSeq names its product anaphase-promoting complex subunit cdh1-like. Lineage: Eukaryota; Metazoa; Mollusca; Bivalvia; Ostreida; Ostreidae. The record is from RefSeq and is a predicted model, not a curated record. The coding region runs from base 1 to 558 and encodes 185 amino acids. The transcript is spliced from 2 exons.
AUGUCUACCAUCAUGGUCCACAGCAAAUUCCUGUACAACAGUCUCAACCAAUUCAGAACCACAUACCACAAUUUACUCAGCAAGUGCAAUAUGCAUAUCAACCACAACAACAACAUGCAAAACAACCUGAACAUCAGCCCACAGCAAUUCAGUUCCAACAUCUGCAUCCAAUCCAGAACCACAUGCAGCAGUUCAAUCCACAAGUUCAUAUGCAUAUCAGCCAAAGCAACAUUCACAACAAGCAACACCACCACAAUGUAUGCCACAACAGGCACCACUGCCACAAGCAAGAUAUCCGCAACAUCAGUACCAGCAACCACAAGCAUACCAGGUACCUCAGCAAGAACAAACACAUGUAUAUCAACAGCAACAAGUACAUCCACAACCCCAACAGCAACAAACAUUCUGAGAGCACACAUACCUCAACAGCAACAACAAAUGGAUAGGCAGCAACAAUCACAUACACCAGCAAAUGUUCCAGAUGUGCCAAUUCAACCACAGUUACCAGUACCAAACCCUCAACAACCACAUCCACCACCUCAAAACAUCAAGGCAUAG